This is a messenger RNA of Oppia nitens, 1319 nucleotides long. RefSeq names its product galactose mutarotase-like. The record is from RefSeq and is a predicted model, not a curated record. Lineage: Eukaryota; Metazoa; Arthropoda; Arachnida; Sarcoptiformes; Oppiidae. Gene Ontology annotation, molecular function: aldose 1-epimerase activity; carbohydrate binding. The coding region runs from base 112 to 1236 and encodes 374 amino acids. The transcript is spliced from 2 exons. Gene Ontology annotation, biological process: glucose metabolic process; beta-D-galactose catabolic process via UDP-galactose, Leloir pathway.
UUUUCAUUUUAUUUACAAUAAUAUUGAAAUAUUUUAAGUUUUAUAUAAAUAGUUUAAUAAUAAUUAUCUUAAAUUUAAUAUUAAUUUAGUUCAUAAAAAUUCUUAUUUAAAAUGCCUGUAAAAACUCAAGUGUAUAAUAAACAGAAUAAUAUAAAUCAAUAUACAUUAAGCAAUAAAUCGGGUAAUUUAGUGGUCAAAAUCAUAGACUAUGGCGCAACUAUUACUCAUAUUUUGACUCCCGAUAAAACUGGUCAAACUAGAGAUGUAGUACUCGGUUGGGACGAUUUGGACGGAUAUUUUGGUGAAAGAGGCAGAAAUCCAUUUUUUGGUGCAGCUAUUGGUCGCUGCGGUAAUCGUAUAAUAGAUGGUAAUUUUCAAUUGAAUGGACAAACAUAUCUAUUGGCACUUAAUAACGGACCAAAUGCUCUUCACGGAGGUAUUGAAGGUUUUGAUAAAAAGAAAUGGAAUUUACUUAAAGAAACGGAUCAAUCAAUAACUCUUGGAUUGGUCUCCAAAGAUGAAGAAGAAGGAUAUCCGGGUCAGCUCGCAGUAGAGAUAACUUAUUCAGUAACUGAAGACAAUGAGUUGCGAUUAGAGUAUUUGGCAAAACUAAGUGAUAAUCAAUUAAUUGACACAAUUGUUAAUUUAACAAAUCAUUCAUACUUUAACUUAAACGGUUGUACUAAUGAUAAUGAAUUGGAUGUACUCAACCAUAAAGUAUUAAUGAAAGCCCAAAAUUAUCUGGAAAUCAAUGAUUCAUUUCAACCAACCGGUCGUAUACUGUCCACCAAAACUGAUACACAAGUUAUGGACUUUGCCACCAAAGAUGGUGAAGAAUUGCAUACAAUUGGCGAGAGAAUCAAUCAAGUGAUGCCUAAUGGUUACGAUCAUUGCUAUGUUAUUGAAACAAAUGAACAAAACUACAACAUUAAAGGUAAUCCAUUAAUUCAAGAGUCUGUAGUUGUGGUUAACUCUCCUCUAACGGGAAUUACAUUAACAUUUUCAACUACUGAACCGGGAUUUCAAUUUUAUACGGGAAAUAAUGUUAGUUCAGCUCAAGUGACCAAAACAAGUCAAUCACUGACACCGACGACUUUGAAGAAAAACUCAGGAUUUUGUUUGGAAGCCCAGAGAUUUCCCAAUGCUAUCAAUGAAAACAAUUGGCGAAAACAAGUGGUAUUAUCACCCAAACAGACUUACAAUCAGACAACUGUUUAUAAGUUUGGACUCAAAUAAUUUCUUAUAACUUUUUUUUACUAAAUAAAUAAUUUUAUAUGUUAUGUAAUGCUUAUAGUAUAUUAUACAAGAAUUUAAUAAUA